AUGUGGACGCUGAAACGGCGUUCUCUGUUCAGCAUCGGCGUGCUAUUGCUGUUGUACAUGAUUCGGCAGGAGACGGCGUUCCUGAUGCCCAAGCCGUCCGGGAGGGACCGCGUGGUCUUAAGGGCCCGGAUACCACCUGAAGCCGAUCCAAACAUUCCGUGGCAUCCUCUUAUGAAAAAGGGCAGGCCACAUGGUCCCAUUAAGUUACCGGCCUCAUUCGAGGCUCUGCGGUCGCUGCGCAUUUUCGAAGAACCGAGGCUAGAUGCCGAGCUUCUCCCUGAGCGUGUUGUUCAGAAGGGAACACACUUCUCGGUGGAGGAGGUGGUAUAUGAUGGGCAAAUCCGGGGUCAGGCAAUCUUCUUCUUGAAGCCCAAGAGAGUCUUUUACAAGGAGUCCCGAAACCUUCCCGAUGACGGCGAGGACUAUGGCGAAGGGGGGUGGCUUUGUGGCAUUGGCACCGAGAAGGGCGCCUGGUUCUGCAGGAAACUGGUGCGACGGCUGAGGUUCUAG
Messenger RNA from Symbiodinium natans, 510 nucleotides. The record is from the annotation of a GenBank genome assembly. Lineage: Eukaryota; Dinophyceae; Suessiales; Symbiodiniaceae.